AUGAGUGAGCCUCACCCCUGGGCCAGAUGCCCACCUUUCCGGGUGGCCGGCGUCGGGAGAAUCCUCACUUGUGCCUUGUUUCUCCUGGGUUGCUGGGGACUCUCCGAUUUCCAGCAGAGUUUUCUUCAGGCUUUGGAGCCAGAGGAGGUGUUGUCUUACUUUGGCCCUGAUGCUACCUUAAAAGGCCUCCCUCCUUCUCCUCGCCUCCGCCUCCGGAGAGGGGCUGCAGGGGCCAUCCUGCACCUGGAGCUGCUAGUGGCCGUGGGCCCCGACGUCUACCAGGCUCACCAGGAGGACACGGAGCGCUAUGUGCUCACCAACCUCAACAUCGGGUCGGAACUGCUGAGGGACCCAUCCCUGGGAGCACAGUUCCGAGUGCACCUGGUGAGGAUGAUCAUUCUGACAGAGCCUGAGGAUGCUCCAAAUAUCACCGCCAACAUCACCUCGUCACUGCUGAGUGUCUGUGAGUGGAGCCAGACAAUCAACCCUGCAGAUGACGAGGAUCCUGGACAUGCUGAUCUGGUCCUCUACAUCACCAGAUUUGACCUGGAGUUGCCUGAUGGUAACCAGCAGGUGCGGGGAGUGACCCAGCUGGGGGGCAUCUGCUCCUCCUCCUGGAGCUGCCUUAUAACUGAGGACACUGGCUUCGACCUGGGGGUCACCAUCGCCCAUGAGAUAGGGCACAGCUUCGGCCUGGAGCACGACGGCGCGCCCGGCAGCGGCUGCAGCCCCAGUGGCCACGUGAUGGCGUCGGACCGCGCCGGCCCCGUCCGCGGGGACCUCGCCUGGUCCGCCUGCAGCCGCCGGCAGCUGCGGCGCCUGCUCGGCGCAGGACGGGCGCGCUGCGUGUGGGACCCGCCGCCGCCGCAGCCCGGNCCCGCGGGGCGCCCGCCCGAGGCGCAGCCAGGCCUCUACUACGGCGCCCAGGAGCAGUGCCGCGUCGCCUUCGGCCCCGCCGCCGUCGCCUGCACCUUCGCCAGGGAGCACCUCGACAUGUGCCAGGCUCUCUCUUGCCACACAGACCCGCUGGACCAAAGCAGCUGUAGCCGCCUCCUUGUUCCUCUCCUGGACGGGACAGAAUGUGGCGUGGAGAAGUGGUGCUCCAAGGGUCACUGCCGCUCCCUGGCAGAGCUGGCCCCUGUGGCGGUGGUACAUGGGCACUGGUCUAGCUGGGGCCCUCGCAGUCCCUGCUCCCGCUCCUGUGGAGGAGGUGUGGUCACCAGGAGGCGACAGUGUGACAACCCCAGACCUGCCUUUGGGGGACAUGUGUGCAUUGGUGCUGACCUCCAGGCUGAGAUGUGCAACACCCAGGCCUGUGAGAAGACCCAGCUGGAGUUCAUGUCGGAGCAGUGUGCCGAGACCGACAGCCAGCUGCUGCAUCUCGCCCCAGGCAGCACCUCCUUCUACCGCUGGGGCGCCGCCGCAGAGUACAGCCAAGGGGAUACUCUGUGCAGACACGUGUGCCGGGCCAUUGGCGAGAGCUUCAUGGUGAGGCGGGGAGACAGUUUCCUGGAUGGGACGCGGUGUGUGCCAAGUGGCCCUCAGGAGGAUGGGACCCUGAGCCUGUGCGUGGCAGGCAGCUGCAGGGCGUUUGGCUGUGAUGGCAGGAUGGACUCCGGGCAGGUGCGCGACGCGUGCCAGGUGUGUGGGGGAGACAACAGCACGUGCAGCCCACGGAACGGCUCUUUCACGGGUGGAAGAGCCAGAGAAUACGUCACAUUCCUGACGGUGACUCCUAACCUGACCAAUGUACACAUCGUCAACCACAGACCUCUCUUCACACACUUGGCAGUGAGGAUCCGAGGGCGCUACAUCGUGGCUGGGAAGGCGAGCAUCUCUCCCAGCACCACCUACCCCUCCGUCUUGGAAGACAGCCGUGUCGAGUACAGGGUAGUCCUCACUGAGGACCGGCUGCCCCGCCUUGAGGAGAUCCACAUCCGAGGACCCUCCUGGGAAGACAUUGAGAUCCAGGUUUACAGGCGGUACGGCGAGGAGUACGGCGGCCUCACUCACCCAGACAUCACCUUCACCUACUUCCAGCCUAAGCAGCUGCAGGGCUGGGCAUGGGCCGCCAUGCGCGGGUCCUGCUCGGUGAGCUGUGGGGCAGGGCUGCGCUGGGUGACCUACAGCUGCCUGGACCAGGCCAGGAACGAGUGGGUGGAGGCCGCCCGGUGCCGAGGGAGCCUGCAGCCACCAGCAUGGCCGGAGCCCUGUGUCCCUGCACCCUGCCCUCCGUACUGGGCGGCUGGAGACUUCGGCCCAUGCAGCGCCUCCUGUGGGGAAGGUCUGCGGGAGAGGCUGGUGCACUGCGUGGAGGCCCAGGGCAACUUCCUGAAGAUAUUGCCCCCAGUCCAGUGCAGAGCGGUGGCCCAGCAGCCAGUGGCAGUGGAAGCCUGCAACUCCCAGCCCUGCCCCACCAGCUGUGAGGUGACAGACGCCGGCCCAUGCACGUCGGCCUGUGGAGCAGGCCUGGCCUCGCAGAACGUGACGUGUGUGGAGGGGGGCUUGGAGGCUCCAGCAACUUCAGGGCCCUGCCCCACAGACGAGGAGUCGCCUGUUCUCGAGCCUUAUGUCAGGACAGCAUGUCCUCCAGCCCAUCUGGACCCCAAGUCUCCAGGGGAGGAGGCUCCACGUCUAUCGGGCAGUGCCAGGCUGGGGGCUCGUGCUGCACACGUGUGGAUGCCUGUGAUGGGGCCGUGCUCUGUCUCCUGUGGGCGAGGCUUGAUGGAGCUGCGUUUUGUGUGUAUGGACUCUGCCCUCAGGAUGUCUGUCCAGGAAGAGCUGUGUGAUUUGGCAAGCAAACCUGAGCACCGACGGGAAGUCUGCCAGGCAGUCCCGUGCCCUGCCCAGUGGCGGUACAAGCUGGCAGCCUGCAGCGUGAGCUGUGGGGGAGGGGUUGUGCGGAGGAUCCUUUAUUGUGCCCGGGCCCAGGGGGAGGACAAUGAUGAGGAGGUCCUGCCAGACACCCAGUGCCAAGGGCUGCCCCGCCCAGAGCCCCAGGAGGCCUGCAAUCUGAAGCCCUGCCCACCCAGGUGGAAAGUCACAUCCCUUGGCCCCUGCUCAGCCAGCUGUGGCCUUGGCACUGCUAGACGCUUGGUGGCCUGCGUGCAACUCGACCGAGGCCGGGAUGCUGAGGUGGACGAGGCAGCCUGUGCAGCUUUGGUGCGGCCACAGGCCAGUGUUCCCUGCCUCAUGUCUGACUGCACCUUCCGGUGGCAUGUCAGCACCUGGACAGAGUGCUCCGUGUCCUGUGGGGACGGCAUCCAGCACCGGCAUGACACCUGUCUUGGACCCCAGGCCAAGGUGCCCGUGUCGGCCAACUUCUGCCAGCACUUGCCCAAGCCAGCGACAGUGCGGGGCUGCUGGGCCGGGCCCUGUGUGGGGCAGGGGACACCCAGCCUGGCCCCCCACAAGGAAGCCACUGCUCCAGGCCAGACCACUGCCACCCCUGCUGGUGCUUCCCCAGAGUGGCCCCAGCUCGGGGCCCGGGCCCGCCUCCUCUCCCCAGCAACCCAGCCUCAGGGGCUCCUGCCCGGGCACCACGGAAGCCCGGCAGAGUCCAGUGCCUGUGGCAGGCAGCACCUAGAGCCAGCAGGAACCAUUGACAUGCGAGGCCUAGGGCAGGCAGACUGUGUGGUGGCCAUCGGGCGGCCCCUGGGUGAGGUGGUGACCCUCCAUGUCCUCGAGAGCUCCCUCAACUGCAGCGCAGGGGAGAUGCUGCUGCUUUGGGGCCGGCUCACGUGGAGAAAGAUGUGCAGGAAGCUGUCUGGCCUGACUUUCAGCUCCAAGACCAACACGCUGGUGGUGAGGCAGCGCUGUGUGCAGCCGGCAAGUGGGGUGCUGCUGCGGUAUGGGAGCCAGCCUGCCCCGCAAGCCUUCCACAGAGAAUGUGACAUGCAGCUCUUUGGACCCCAGGGGAAAAUUGUGAGCCCCUUGCUGAGUCCAGAAGGGAGGAAUGGAGGCGGAUGCCGGCUCUUCAUCGAUGUGGCUCCACAGGCCCGGAUUGCCAUCCACGCCCUGGCCACAGGCAUGGGCACUGGAACCGAGGGAACCAACGCCAGCUACAUCUCGGUGAGGACACCAGGAUGGGAACAGAAAUGGGCUGAAUUUGCUGAUUCUGGACAGCUGUCCCUAGGGACAGGGAGAGGGGCUUGUGCGAUCUCCGGCCUCUUCAACUGCAUCACCAUCCGCCCUCUGAACAUCGCGGCCGGCGUGUGGAUGGUGUGA
Molecule: messenger RNA, 4227 nt
Organism: Galeopterus variegatus (Sunda flying lemur)
Lineage: Eukaryota; Metazoa; Chordata; Mammalia; Dermoptera; Cynocephalidae
Gene: ADAMTS13
Product: ADAM metallopeptidase with thrombospondin type 1 motif, 13
Exons: 30
Coding region: 1-4227 (1408 amino acids)
Biological process (GO): proteolysis; extracellular matrix organization
Cellular component (GO): extracellular matrix
Molecular function (GO): metalloendopeptidase activity
Source: RefSeq, a predicted model, not a curated record